Molecule: messenger RNA, 1044 nt
Organism: Gracilinanus agilis (Agile Gracile Mouse Opossum)
Lineage: Eukaryota; Metazoa; Chordata; Mammalia; Didelphimorphia; Didelphidae
Product: zinc finger protein 345-like
Exons: 3
Coding region: 1-1044 (347 amino acids)
Source: RefSeq, a predicted model, not a curated record
AUGGGAGAAAGACCUUAUGAAUGUAAUCAGUGUGGAAAGACAUUCACAAAUAACACCAGUCUUGCUAUACAUCAGAGAGUCCACACUGGGGAGAAACCUUAUGAAUGUAGGCAGUGUGGAAAGAGAUUCAUUUGGAGAUCCCAUCUUGCUGCACAUCAGAGAGUCCACACUGGGGAGAAACCUUAUGAAUGCAAGCAAUGUGGAAAGACAUUCAGUCAAAAUUCCUCUCUUGCUGUACAUCAGAGAAUCCACACUGGGGAGAAACCUUAUAAAUGUAAACAGUGUGGAAAGACAUUCAGUCGGAGCUCUUCUCUUGUUGUACAUCAUCGAGUCCACACUGGGGAGAAACCUUAUGAAUGCAAGAAAUGUGGAAAGACAUUUAGUCAGAAAUCUGAUCUUCCAAGACAUCAGAGAAUCCACACUGGGGAGAAACCUUAUGAAUGCAAGCAAUGUGGAAAGACAUUCACAUGUAACUCCAAUCUUGCUGUACAUCAGAGAAUCCACACUGGGGAGAAACCUUAUGAAUGCAAGAAAUGUGGAAAGGCAUUCAGUCAGAGAUCUGAUCUUGCUAGACAUCAAAGAGUCCACACUGGGGAGAAACCUUAUGAAUGCAGGCAAUGUGGAAAGACAUUCACAUGUAACUCCAAUCUUGCUGUACAUCAGAGAGUCCACACUGGGGAAAAACCUUAUGAAUGCAAGAAAUGUGGAAAGGCAUUCAGUCAGAGAUCUGAUCUUGCUAUACAUCAGAGAAUCCACACUGGGGAGAAACCUUAUGACUGCAAACAAUGUGGAAAGGCAUUCGGUAGGAACUCCUCUCUUGCUGUACAUCAGAGAGUCCACACUGGAGAGAAACCUUAUGAAUGUAAGCAAUGUGGAAAGGCAUUCAGUAGGAACUCCUCUCUUGCUAUACAUCAGAGAGUCCACACUGGGGAAAAACCUCACGAAUGCAAGCAGUGUGGAAAGGCAUUCAGUCAGAGAUCUGAUCUUGCUAUACAUCAGAGAAUCCACACUGGGGAGAAACCUUAUGAAUGCAAGCAAUUGUAG